Phanerochaete carnosa HHB-10118-sp is the source of this 846-nucleotide messenger RNA. RefSeq lists its product as uncharacterized. The transcript is spliced from 6 exons. Lineage: Eukaryota; Fungi; Basidiomycota; Agaricomycetes; Polyporales; Phanerochaetaceae. Gene Ontology annotation, cellular component: mitochondrial inner membrane. The coding region runs from base 1 to 846 and encodes 281 amino acids. Gene Ontology annotation, biological process: transmembrane transport; intracellular iron ion homeostasis. Gene Ontology annotation, molecular function: ABC-type transporter activity; ATP hydrolysis activity; ATP binding. The record is from RefSeq and is a predicted model, not a curated record.
AUGCCUCACACGAGCUAUCGGCGAGGGGAUUGGAGUAUUACAUUCGUCAUACAUGCAACUAUAUUCCACAUCGUACCUACAGCAUUCGGGAUCUCGUUUGUUUGUGGUAUCUUGAUGCACCACUUUGGGCUGGAAUUUUGCAGCGAUAACAUUGGUCACGAUGGGCGCAUAUACUUGGUAUACAAGACCCGACAGAAGCUGGCUAGGACACAAUUUCGACGGGAGGCUAGCGCUGCCGAUAACAAGCCUGCCACCGUUGCCGUAGACUCACUGAUCAACUGUGAGGCAGUCAAGCAUUUCAUUAACGAGAUCCACGAGAUUGUACAGUAUGACAAGCAUCUGAAGUCGUACGAGAAGGCUGGUCAGAAGAUUGCGAUAUCGCUGGUGUACCUCGACUCCGGACAGAAUAUCAUCCCCUUUGCGGUAUUGACCGCGAUGAUGUUCCUCGCAGCACAAGGCGCGCCGAAGGGCAAGAACGAGGACCUCAUGGGUGGCUCCAUCCGGUUCGAGAAUGUGCAAUUCGCACUUGACCCUGACCGACCGAUCCUCAGCGACCUGAGUUUCACGAUUUCUGCUGGCAAGAAGGUUGCGCUCGUCGGUUCGUCGGGCUGCGGCAAGUCCACGAUCAUGCUCAUGCUCUAUGGCUAUCACGUGCCCUCGUCCGGCAAGAUCUACAUCGACGACUCGGAGCUCGGCAGCCUGCGGGUCGAGAGCGUGCGCCGGACGAUUGGCUGUUCCACUCGGACGUUCUGCACAAUGUCCGGUACGGACACCUGGACGCGAACGACGAGGACGAGGAUCGGCGCGCGAGGCGCACGUACACGAAGCCGUGAUGCGCCUGCCUGA